Plasmodium berghei ANKA is the source of this 921-nucleotide messenger RNA. RefSeq names its product microneme associated antigen, putative. The transcript has a single exon. The coding region runs from base 1 to 921 and encodes 306 amino acids. The record is from RefSeq and is a predicted model, not a curated record. NCBI's taxonomy places the organism in Eukaryota, Apicomplexa, Aconoidasida, Haemosporida, Plasmodiidae.
AUGCAGGAACAACGCUUUAAUGGAAAGUUUAGCAUUCUGAAUGGAAAUCUGUUUACCAACUUAUGCAGAAUAAAUGGGAAUAAAUCCAAAGGAAAGGAAUCAAAUGAUGUAGAAUUAAAAGAGGAAAUGUGUCUUAAAAACAGAGACAAUAAAAACAGGGAAAUGGAGGAAAUUGGCUCAAAUAUAAUAAGCUAUGAUAACUCAGAAAAAAUGAAAAAAAAUUUUAAUUCGCAACUUAUUUAUUCAUAUUACAAUAAUUUUGCAGCAAACAAAUAUAUUGAAUAUGAACCAGAUCAAAAAAAUAUGAAAAACAUGUACACAUAUAGACAAAAUAGAAAUGAUAAUGAAUAUAAUAAAAAUAAAAGUUUUGGUAGCACAGAAAGUAAUAAUAACUGUAGUAUGAAAUUUAAUAAUAAUAUAAUAAAUAAAACAUCGAAUUAUAAACAUCUCGGAAAUAAUAAUGAAAACGAAACAUUAUUUUUCAAAGAAGAUAAUGUAAUUUGUAAUGAAUUUAAAAAAUUAAAGCAUGAUAUAUUGGAAUUGCAAAUUAUGAAUGUAAAUUUACAGAAACAAAUUUUAACUAAUCAUGUUAUAAAUAAUUCAAAUACAAUACCUCAGCAUAUAAUAAUAAAUAACAAAACUGAAGUUGCAUCAAAUACCCUUAGUCAACUUCAAAAUAAUAACAAUAAUAAUAAUAACAAAAAAAAAAAUGGGCUUAUUUAUUUUUUACUAAAAAAAAUACUGAGCAGUAAAAUAAAUCAAAUGCUUAUUGUUUCAUCUUUUUUUAUUUCAAUUUAUAUUGCUCAUAAACAUUGGCAGCGUGCGCUAAAAAUAGCAGAACUUCAAUCUAAAGUCAAUUCCAACUUUAUUCUCAAAAGUGUCAAAACGAUAGAGGAAAUGGUAGGAAUUAGAAGUCGUUAA